AUGAGGAAUGUGAUAUCAGGUCCAACUUCAGAUAACGUAAUAGAUAACGAAGAAAGCAGUUCAGAUGAUGACAUGGAUGCAAACAAGGAUAUAACUCUAAGAAAAGAUUUAAUUCCAAUACGUCGCUGGAUGCGUGAACAUUACACAAAGUUGACAAGGAACAGAGCAGAAUGCAAUCAUUGUAAUACAAAAUUUGGUAUACAUACAACACACUUAUAUAAGUUACAUAAGCACUUGAUAGAGACACAUCCAGACAAAUUAACAGAAGAAGAAAAGAAUGAAGUGAAAUUCCAUUGGGCUUGGGACUAUUAUAUCACAGGAAGCAAUAAAGACGCAACAUGUAAAUUAUGUAAAGUAACAGUUAGAUACCAGGAUGCAUCUCAAUUAAAACGGCAUUUAAAAAGACAUCAUGAGAUAUCAGGUCCAACUUCAGAUAACGUAAUAGAUAACGAAGAAAGCAGUUCAGAUGAUGACAUAGAUGCAAACAAGGAUAUAACUCUAAGAAAAGAUUUUAUCCCAAUACGUCGCUGGAUGCGUGAACAUUACACAAAGUUGACAAGGAACAGAGCAGGAUGCAAUCAUUGUAAUGCAAUAUUUCGUAUAUGUAUAACACACUUAAAUAUUUUACAUAAUCACUUGAUAGAGGCACAUCCAGACAAAUUAGCAGAAGAAGAGAAGAAUGAAGUAAAAUUCUAUUGGAUUUGGGACUAUUAUAUCACAGAAAGCAAUACAGAAGCAACAUGUAAAUUAUGUAAAGUAACAGUUAAAAGCCAGAAUAUAACAUCUUUAAAAUAUCAUUUCAGCAGAAAUCACGAAUUCGUACUGAGCGCUUCAAAUUCAAUGGACCAUAUUAAGGAGAGCCUUUCCGAUACAGAUUCGGCAGAAUAUGUAAAAUCAUCUAAUUCAGACGAUGAUUUAUCUUUCGAUGAAAUCUUUGACCUCCUUAGACAAGAAUAA
Mycetomoellerius zeteki is the source of this 957-nucleotide messenger RNA. RefSeq lists its product as uncharacterized. The transcript has 6 exons. The record is from RefSeq and is a predicted model, not a curated record. Bases 1 to 957 code for a protein of 318 amino acids. NCBI's taxonomy places the organism in Eukaryota, Metazoa, Arthropoda, Insecta, Hymenoptera, Formicidae.